AUGAGGAAAGGAGGAAAUCUACUCACAUCGAUAAUGAGGAAAGGAGGAAAUCUACUCACAUCGAUAAUGAGGAAAGGUAGAAAUCUAAUCAAAACAGUAAUGAAGAAAAGUAGAAAUAUACUCACAUCGAUAAUGAGGAAAGGAAGAAGUCUACUUACAUCGAUAAUGAGGAAAGGAAGAAGUCUACUUACAUCGAUAAUGAGGAAAGGAAGAAGUCUACUCACAUCAAUAAUGAGAAAAGGAAGAAGUCUACUCACAUCGAUAAUGACCCGUAUUUGCUUGAUAUAA
This is a messenger RNA of Candidula unifasciata, 288 nucleotides long. The record is from the annotation of a GenBank genome assembly. Lineage: Eukaryota; Metazoa; Mollusca; Gastropoda; Stylommatophora; Geomitridae.